GAUUUUUCAAACGUUUUUCCUCGUCGUUGUUUGGAAAACUGAGAGGAAAUGGCCGUACGUACUCUUUCCAUCGCUGUCUGCAUCUUCUUACUUAUUAAUAUUUACUUUGCAUCAGCUGAAAAAGGACCGAAAGUUACGGAUAAGGUGUUUUUUGAUAUUGAAAUUGGAGGCGAAAAACAGGGCAGAAUUGUUAUAGGAUUAUUUGGCAAAACUGUUCCAAGAACUGUAAAAAAUUUCAAAACAAUUGCAGAAGGCACUGAGGUUGCAAAAGAUGGCACAAAAUUGUCAUACAAGGGAAGUAAGUUUCACAGAGUCAUUAAAGAUUUUAUGAUUCAAGGUGGUGAUUUCAACAAAGGAGAUGGGACAGGAGGAUUGAGCAUAUAUGGGGCUAAAUUUCCUGAUGAGAACUUCAAAUUGAAGCAUUAUGGUGCUGGUUGGGUUUCCAUGGCCAAUGCUGGCAAAGAUACAAAUGGUUCCCAGUUUUUCAUAACAACCAAGGCCACAGAUUGGUUGAAUGGCAGACAUGUUGUAUUUGGUGUUGUGCUUGAAGGCAUGAAAGUUGUAAGACUGAUUGAGAAUGUGAAAAAAGAUGGGAGAGACAAACCUUUGGAUGAUGUUGUCAUUGCUGAUUGUGGUUCACUACCUGUUGAGGAGCCAUUUGCUGUUCCAAAAGAAAGUGCCAAAGAAUUAUAAUUAUAUUCUGAACUGUUAUACGUGUGUUAUCAAAUUUCAAACAGUUUAUUUGGUUUCAUUAAUCAUUCAACUAUUGUAUUGUGGCAAAAUAUCGAUAGGUCGUCACUGGUAAAAAUGAUUUUUUUUUUAUUUUUCCUUAUGUCAGUUUAUAGAUUUUUCUUUAAUUAUUUUUAUGGUUCUUAGGCGUUUAAGUAAUGGUAUAAAGUUGUUCAAUCUAAAGCAAUUAAGUUUAAAAAUAAACGACUCGACAAUGGUCUGUUAA
Molecule: messenger RNA, 955 nt
Organism: Helobdella robusta
Lineage: Eukaryota; Metazoa; Annelida; Clitellata; Rhynchobdellida; Glossiphoniidae
Exons: 5
Coding region: 49-693 (214 amino acids)
Biological process (GO): protein peptidyl-prolyl isomerization; protein folding
Cellular component (GO): intracellular membrane-bounded organelle
Molecular function (GO): peptidyl-prolyl cis-trans isomerase activity
Source: RefSeq, a predicted model, not a curated record